AUGUCGAUCAAUUUGGUUUGGCUGUGUUCCCUACUGGUGUUGUUGGGUCACAAAUGGACCGACGCUACAGACCUAUCUCAAUGCAUGUCGGCACUCGGCAUGGAGUCCGGAUUGAUAAAAGACGACGAUUUAACCGCUAGUUCUUCUUUCGAAAUUGGAAAUGUCGGACCACAGAACGCCAGGGUACGCACAGAAAGAGAAGGGGGUGCUUGGUGUCCAAAAGAGCCGGUCACUAGGGAACCCACCGAAUGGCUUGAAGUCAAUUUACACGAUGUAAGAGUGAUCACUUCAGUGGAGACUCAAGGCAGGUUUGGCAAUGGACAGGGUCAAGAGUUUACCGAAGCAUUUCUGAUUGACUACUGGAGACCAAAGCUUGGAAAAUGGGUCCGAUACAGAAAUAUUACUGGACACGAGAUACUGAUCGGUAACAUCAACACGUACUUAGAACACAGACAAGAACUGAAUCCUCCGAUUUGGGCGUCGAAAAUUAGAUUCUUGCCGCACAGCUACCACACCCGACAGGUGUGCAUGCGAGUCGAGCUCUACGGAUGUCUGUGGACAGAUGGCAUUCUAAGUUACUCGAUGCCGCAAGGUGAUAAACGCAGCCCGGAAUGGGAGUUUUACGAUUCCACGUACGACGGAUAUUGGGACGAUGAAUUGCAAAGAGGUCUUGGCCAACUGACCGAUGGCAAAAUUGGACUCGAUAACUUUAGAAUGGGAUACUAUGACACCGAAAGAGGUCAAGGAUGGGUUGGUUGGAGAAAUGAUACGAGAAAUGGUCAAGCGAUCGAGAUCAAAUUUGAAUUCGACAAGGUCCGAGAGUUCACCGGGGUUCAUAUAUAUUGUAACAACCAGUUUCAAAAAGAAGUACAGGUGUUCUCCGAAGCGAGUAUUUUAUUCAGCGUGGGAGGAAAAGUAUACUCGUCGGAACCGUUGACUUACACUUACAUGGAAGACAGGAUAUUUGAGACGUCCAGGAAUGUCAGCAUCAAGUUGCACAGGAGAGUCGGCCGUUUCAUUAAGCUUAGGCUGUCUUUUGCUGCCAAAUGGAUCAUGCUCAGCGAGAUAACUUUCGAUUCUGAUGUCGCGCAGGGCAACUUUUCCGAGGAAAGUGUUGUGCUGACAGAGCCACCGAUUCAGAAGGACGGAUCGGCGAUGAAAGAUCAUCAGGACCCUCUGAGACCGGAACUACCAAUCCCCACCGCCAAAGACGAGGACCAGACGUACAUGGCGAUCAUCAUCGGCGUGCUGAUGGCGGUCAUCAUACUGCUGGCAGUAGCUAUUUUCCUGAUCGUGUCCAGGCACCGGCGGAGGAAGUGCUUCGCCAGCCCGUUGGUGGGCAAGAGCGCACUGGCCACGGGCAACGGGUGUCCGGGGAUGUCUUCGGGCAGCAGCUGCGGCACUGGUGGCAGUUACAAGGAGGCCGGCACGGGCAGCUCGGUCAGCCACCACGGCGGCACCGGUGGCACUGGCCACGGCCACCCGGCAGGCACCGUCAACGCUCACCUGCACGACAUGGACAGGCUGAUCCAGUUGGACGCCGAACCGUACCAGGAGCCGUACCACGCGCACACGCCGUUCUACAGUUACAGUACCGUGGUGGUCGGCCGCAACAUGGAUUCAGGUAACUCUGCGUACGAAUACGCUGUGCCCGAGACCGGAACCAUGCCAUUACUCACAACUUCGCCACCGCCACCACCGCCACCGUCAGCUCCUCCUGUGGCUCCUGUCACAACCGACACGUUUGCCAGGAACAAAAUGUAUCCCACGGACGAAAGCAGAAGUAGUAAAAAAUCUUCGCAAAAACAAGAAUCCCAGACCGCAUUGAAACGCCGGCUCGAACAAACGCCCGUGCCCGAAUUCCCACGGCACCGUCUGCGUAUGUUGUCCAAACUCAGUGAGGGUAAUUACGGAGCGAUUUACGUGGCUGAAGCGGACGGCAUCAACGAAUACAACUCGAAAAUUACUCUGGGCAAGCGGCUGGUGGCCGUAAAAUUCUUCUCGCCCGCGUUGUCGGAAAAAGAGAGAGCUGAACUACAAAACGACGUGAGGAUAUUGGCCGGUCUGGAAGAUCAAAACAUCGCCAGAGUGUUGGGCGUGUGUACCGUCGAACCACCCCUAUGCGUAGUUAUGGAGUACAGUGAGCACGGUGACCUCAACCAGUUCCUCAAGACGCACGUGCCCGUCGAAGCUGCUCGAAACCUGCCCCCCACUGUGAAAACCUUGAGUUUCCAAUGUCUGCUGUAUCUCGCCACACAAAUAGCGUCAGGAAUGCGUUACUUGGAAUCGUUGAACUUUGUUCACCGCGAUUUGGCUACCAGGAACUGUUUGGUGGGAAAAGCGUACAAGGUGAAAAUCAGCGAUUUCGGCACCGACAACGAAGCGUAUUCGGCCGACUACUACAAACUGGACGGAAACCUCGGGCUACCCGUCCGAUGGAUGUCAUGGGAAUCGGCGUUCUUGGACAAGUACUCGACGAAGAGCGACGUUUGGUCGUUUGCCGUGACCCUCUGGGAAAUCCUGCACCUGGCCAAGUCGCGACCGUUCGAGGGGUUCGCCGACCACAGGGUGGUAGAGAACCUGUCGCACAUGCACGUGGACGACGGCCUGUUCGAGUACCCGGCCCGACCGGCGUGCAGCCGGGACAUCUACGACCUGAUGCGCGAGUGCUGGAAGCGACAGGAGUCGGACCGACCCACGUUCCGGGAGAUCCACCUGUUCCUGCAGCGCAAGAACCUCGGCUACUCGCCCGCCGCCGCCGCGUCAUGA
This is a messenger RNA of Macrosiphum euphorbiae (potato aphid), 2769 nucleotides long. The record is from the annotation of a GenBank genome assembly. Lineage: Eukaryota; Metazoa; Arthropoda; Insecta; Hemiptera; Aphididae.